This is a messenger RNA of Lemur catta (Ring-tailed lemur), 1235 nucleotides long. RefSeq names its product transmembrane protein 235 (gene TMEM235). The transcript has 4 exons. The coding region runs from base 1 to 642 and encodes 213 amino acids. Gene Ontology annotation, cellular component: apical plasma membrane. The record is from RefSeq and is a predicted model, not a curated record. Lineage: Eukaryota; Metazoa; Chordata; Mammalia; Primates; Lemuridae.
AUGGCCCGGCUGGGCGCGCUGCUCCUGGCCGCCGCCCUGGGCGCGCUGCUCAGCUUCGCGCUGCUGGCCGCCGCGGUGGCCAGCGACUACUGGUACAUCCUGGAGGUGGCGGACGCCGGCAACCGCAGCCGCGGGCCCGGGCUCGCCGAGCAGCUGUCCUCGCACUCGGGGCUGUGGCGCAUCUGCGAAGGGCGGAACAGCUGCAUCCCGCUGGUCGACCCCUUCGCCAGUGAGAGCCUGGACGUCUCCACCGCAGUGCAGCGUCUCGUCGCGCUGCACCGCACUGUCAUGGUGGUCCUGCCCCUGAGCCUGGUCCUCCUCGUGUGUGGCUGGGUCUGCGGCCUGCUCAGCUCCCUGGCCCGGAGCGCCCCCCUGCUGCUUUUCACAGGCUGCUACUUCCUGCUGGGGGGUGCCCUGACCCUGGCGGGGAUCAGCGUCUACAUCAGCUACUCGCACCUGGCCUUCGCGGAGACGGCCCGCCAGUACGGCCUGCAGCACGUGCAGAGCGUCCGCAUCAGCUUCGGCUGGUCCGUGGCGCUGGCCUGGGGCUCCUGCGCCUCGGAGGCGCUCAGCGGCGCCCUCCUGCUCACGGCGGCCUGGGCCCUCAGCCGGCCGGCGGCCCCCCACUCUGUGGUCGUCUGAGUCCCCAGCAGGCAGGCGGUGGCGGGGAGAGGGCUCGGGUUCCCUCUGGCCACUGGCAGGAGGUGGAAUCCUGGACGGGAGAGAGCCCGGGGUGGCAGGGGCGGGGGGCAGAGCCAGGGGUCCAGGCCGCUUGCAGCACCCUGGGUGUUUGGGGAGGCUCCCCGCUCCGUUUGGGGGCUUUAGGGACUAACUGGUUUAACUGCCCCUUAAGAGAAAAGCGAGUCCAGAAAGAGGAAGCAAGUGGCCCUAGGGGACGCGGCUUGUGAGGCAGUCGGGUGGGCUGCCUCAGGCUCCCGGGUGUGUGGGGGGCAAGGUGGCAGCCCCCCGGGCUUGUUCUUCCUCCCUGUAGCCCCCUCCCGUCUCCCUCCAUUGCUUCAAGGUGACAGGAAGCUCCUGGGGGCUCAAGGGAGCUGGCACUGUUUUGGCGGGACCCACUGAGGGCAAAGAGCUGGGAGGAGAGUGGGGCCUUCCCUGCCUCCCCAAGUUUGAACAUUCGCUGUUCCAUGUGCGGGCACGUGAGCAUUUACCAUCCCAUGUGCGAACACAUGCCAUCUCGUCCUUCAAUAAAUCAGCUGGUGUUGUGUGCCGUGUAA